GACGCGUAUCUAUCUGCAACCAGAAUUUGGUAGCUUCAACCAUCAAACAAUCCAUUAACUAACAACAAUGGCGAGAGGAGAUUACGAAGAUGAAGAAGAACAACCGCCAUUGUUACAGACCUCAAACCACAACCUCACAGGAACCGUAUGGACAGCCGUAGCACAUAUUAUAACAGCAGUGAUAGGAUCCGGAGUUUUAUCACUAGCUUGGAGCAUGGCACAGGUGGGAUGGAUUGCGGGCCCAUUGUCUGUGCUCAUCUUCGGCUUCUUCACCCUUGUUUCCGCAUACUUUAUCUGCGACAUUCAUCUUUAUUUCAACCCUAAAACCGGUAACACCACUAUGAACCAGUCCUACUUGCAGGCCGUUCACACCAUUCUAGGGUAUAAGCAUGGUGUGGCGUGUGGAUGCUUGCUGUAUUUCAGUAUAUUCAAAACGGGAGUUGUGUAUACAAUCACUUCUGCCACUAGCAUGAGAGCAAUCUUGCAAUCAAAUUGUUACCACAAACAAGGGCAUGAUGCUGCUUGUGAAUUUGAGGAUAGGCAUUAUAUGCUUAUGUUUGGAAUGGUUCAAAUACUAGCUUCUCAAAUACCCAACAUUUUUCAUACGAAAUGGCUCUCAAUUAUUGCCGCAAUUAUGUCAUUCACAUAUUCUUUUAUUGGAAUGGGACUUGGAUUAGCCCAAGUAAUAGCAAAAGGGAAAAUUGAAGGUAGCAUCUAUGGAAUCUCAACUACUAAACCGACACAGAAAGUAUGGUUGGUUGCUCAAGCUAUCGGAGAUAUUGCAUUUGCUUUCAACUUCGCCUUAAUCCUUCUUGAAAUACAGAGCACUUUGAAGUCACCUCCAUCACAAAAAGUCACCAUGAAGAGGGCUUCCGCAAUUGCGAUCGUUACAAGUACUUUCUUCUACCUGUUCUGUGGUGGAUUUGGGUAUGCUGCAUUUGGAGAUUCGACUCCUGGAAAUCUGUUGACCGGGUUCGGGUUUUACGAACCGUAUUGGCUCGUUGACUUCGGUAACGCGUGCAUUGUUCUCCAUUUAGUUGGAGGGUACCAGGUAUACUGUCAGACAAUGUUUGUAAUAGUGGAAAGAUGGUACGCGGAAAAAUACCCAGACAGCGAGUUUGGGAAAGACACGCGAAGCGUGAAGGUGUCGUUAUUGCCUGAGUUCAAACUAAAUCCACUUCGGUUAUGUUUUAGAACAGCAUAUGUGGUUUUGACGAUGGCAGUUGGGAUGUUAUUCCCUUACUUUAAUGAGGUCCUUGCGUUUGCAGGCUCGAUCAUCUUUUGGCCGGUGACCAUAUAUUUUCCGGUACAGAUGCACUUUGUGCAGAAGAAGGUUGUACCUUGGUCCGGAAAAUGGAUUUUACUUGGUGUGUAUACCAUUUUUUGCCUGCUUGUAACCAUUUUUAGUUUGGUUGGUUCCAUUGAAGGACUCAUUGCCAAAAGAUUUGGCUAGUAAAUAGUAAAUAGUAAAUUCUGUUUGAAGCUAAUAAGGGGGUGAUAGCAAAUUUUAUUGGGUGUAUUAGCCCAUUCUAUUGUAUCAAACAGUUGUAUCAAUAUUAGAAUGUUACAGAAUAAUGUAACAUUUAGAGAAUAAUGUCAUUUAAACUGGGCUAGUUGUGACGUGUUAUUCAAUUAUAAGUUGAAUUCGAAUACUUGUUUAAA
Helianthus annuus (common sunflower) is the source of this 1662-nucleotide messenger RNA. RefSeq names its product probable amino acid permease 7. The coding region runs from base 68 to 1453 and encodes 461 amino acids. Gene Ontology annotation, cellular component: plasma membrane. NCBI's taxonomy places the organism in Eukaryota, Viridiplantae, Streptophyta, Magnoliopsida, Asterales, Asteraceae. The transcript is spliced from 6 exons. The record is from RefSeq and is a predicted model, not a curated record.